AUGACUUGGACCAAGGCAGGCGCCCAUGGCGCCAUGGGGUUGCGCCAUCUCUUGUCGCUCGUGCUGGCUGUGGCACUCGCCGUGCUGCCGCCGCCAUGCGCGGCGGUUGAAGUGCAGCGGGGUGCGAGCAGCUCACCCAUCGUCACUGACCCAGCCGAAGUGGAGGUGCUGCGGGCGGUGAGGGAUGGCAUAACGAACGCAGUGGAGUGGCUGCCGCACUGGGCGGACGAGUUUGACCCGUGCGGCCCGCUGGGGUGGACGCCCGAGAUCAUCUGCAACAUCUCCGAUUCAGGCGCCGCCACUGUCACCUCCAUCUCACUGCGUGCGGGUCUCGUGGGGUCGCUCUCGCCUGCAGUUCUGCGCCUCCCCAACCUCGAGUCGCUGGUGUUAGGGCAGGUCAGUUUCAACGCCACAGCACUGCUGCCAAUCAUCAACGGCCUCACACAGCUCAAACAACUGGCGCUCAUGUCAACGGCGCUCAACUACCGCGCCAGCCAGCUCGCCCUCGCCAACAUGACGCGCCUGCAGGACCUCACGCUGCAGCGCGUGGGCCUGUCAGGCCGCCUCAGUGACCUGCACCUGCCGCUCAUGCCCUCGCUGCUGCGCAUUGACCUGUCAAUGAACAGCCUCACGGGGCAGAUCCCACAGGAGCUCGCUUCUCACCCCUUCUCCCACAUAGACCUCUCCACCAACUCGCUCUCAGGCUCCAUCCCGCCGGCGCUCGUCGCCUCGCCUGCCCUCGUCAACCUCAUUCUGUUCGGCAAUGAGCUGGAGGGGGCCCUUCCAGACAACUUCACCACCGCCACGUUGCUGCAGCACCUCGACCUACAAAGCAACAAGCUGACGGGGUCCAUCCCCCAGUCCAUAGAGACCACGCCCUCUCUCUACUACAUCGACCUCUCAAGUAACGGCCUGACGGGGGAGAUCCCGCAGAUCUACAAGGAGUGCUCCUUCGUUGAGCUCUCGCCCUUGCUCAACCUGUCGAGCAACGGGCUGACGGGGUACCUGCCGGGGAGCAUCGGCGAGUACUCGCUGCGCAACGUCAAACAUUUCGUACUGGACGUGAGUCACAACAAGCUGGAGGGAGACAUUCCCCAGCAGCUCAUGCUCUCACAGUCCACUCUUCUUCUGGACGGCAACGCUGGUUUCUGCAACCACCCGGGGUACCCACCCUGCCCGGCCCGCGCCCCCGUCGCGGUUGACUCUACCACCUCAGGAGACUCGUCAAAUGACUCGCAGCAGCAGCAGCAGCAGCCUUCAUCCAGCCUUUCCCCUGCAGCAGUGGCGGGCAUAGCAACAGCGGCAGUGGCAGGUGUGGCGGCGCUGGUGCUGGCAGCGCUGGUGCUGGUGCACAUUCGGCGCGCAGAUGGAGAGCGGAGGAAGGAGGAGGAGCAGGGGCUGAAGGGCAAGGGCGACCCCAGCGAUGCUGUCAGCCUCUGGCUGCCUGACUCGGGGGUGGGCGGCAAGAAGGGCGCCAGCGGCAAGUGGACCUCUGCAGACUCUGGCGGCAAGUCCAAAGUGUUUUCGGAGAAGGCAAAGAAGGCGGCAGCAGCGCGGCUGGAGGGGUCGCUGCUGUUCUGCUUGGACGAGCUGAUCGCCGCCACCAACGGCUUCCACCCCACGGCGCUGCUGGGGCGGGGGGGCUUCGGCCACGUGUACCACGGCGUGCUGCCGGCACUAGACGACGGCGAGGAGGGCGAGGCGGUGGCCAUCAAGGUGCUGCACUGGGAGGAGGGCGAUGCGGGCGCGGGUGGGCAGGGCGAGAGGGAGUACGAGACGGAGGUGGACCUGCUGAGCCUUGUGAGGCACCGGCAUCUCGUGCGGCUGGUGGGGUUCUGCAGCGAGGGCCAGCACCGCAUGCUCGUGUACGAGUACAUGCCCAGGGGGAGCCUUGCACAGCACCUUCAUGGCGGGCAGGAGGCGAGGCUGCCGUGGUCAGCGCGGGUGCGCAUCGCACUGGGCGUGGCGCGCGGGCUGGCGUACCUGCACGAAGGGUGUGUGCCGCGCAUAGUGCACCGCGACAUCAAGCCCAGCAACGUGCUGCUGGACGCCAACAUGGAGGCGCGCAUCGCUGACUUCGGCCUCGCCAAGAUGCUGCACGACCAUGAGCGCGACGUUGCCACCCGGGUGCAGGGCACGUGGGGGUACGUGGCACCGGAGUACCUGGCGGGGGCAGCGGUGAGUGAGAAGGUGGACGUGUAUGCCUUCGGUGUGCUGCUCCUCGAACUCGUCACCGGCCGUUCUCCCCUCGGCGACUCCAAGCUUGUCACCUGGGCGGAGGAGGUGGUGGCGAAGGGCGAGCUGGGAGCGCUGGUGGACCCGCUGCUGUUUGGGGACUACAACGAGGGCGAGCUGAGGGGCCUCGUGCACAUCAUCUUCCUCUGCCUGCACCACCACCCCGAUGACCGCCCCGCCAUGUCCCACGUGGUGCAGCUGCUGGAGGGCGAGGCAGCAGCGCAGGCAGCAGGCGGGCAGAUCACCCUGCCGCACAUUGCAGUCUCUCUGCCGCAGUCCACCCUCCCCCACAUGAGCCCUCCUCAAAUCUGA
This is a messenger RNA of Closterium sp. NIES-65, 2547 nucleotides long. The record is from the annotation of a GenBank genome assembly. Lineage: Eukaryota; Viridiplantae; Streptophyta; Zygnematophyceae; Desmidiales; Closteriaceae.